AUGUAUUCCCAAUGCAAGGACUAUGGUGGGGAGAUAUCACCAAAAUGCUACUCUCGCUUUUCUCCUGUUCUUCCUCGUUCCUCUCCCCAGUUUUCUUUGUCAGUCCACUUGUGCAGAAAAAUGCCUGUAAGUGCCAUUCCAUUCAGACCCGUCCCCCCUUAUUUUCCUUGUCGUCCAUGUUCAAAAUCCUUUUCGCUCGUCCAAUUUUCCUCUGCAAAACCAUUCCAUUUUGUUGGAUUUUUCCAUAGAAGAGGGCCAAGAAUUAUGACGGAUUUGGUUAAUACAUCAGCUUUCAGAAGCAAUGAUGGUGAUGAAGGUUUCUUUUCCGUGGAAAAAGAAGCCAUCUUGGGUAAUGAACUGUCGGAGUUUCGUUCUAAUUUCAUAUCUGGUGGAUUCGAAGCUACUCUAAAUCGAUUGAGCAAGUGGCUAGUAUUUGCACUUUUUGGGGCUUUCAUUCUUUUGAGGCAUGAUAUUGAAGCUUUAUGGGCUGCAAUGGGGUCUGUCAUAAAUGCAUGGCUUUCAAUUACCAUAAAGCGGAUACUCAAUCAAGAGCGACCUGUUUCCACCUUGAGGUCUGGCCCUGGGAUGCCAUCUUCACAUGCACAGACAAUCUUCUUUGCUGUCAUUUUUGCAAUUCUAUCAUUGGUUGAGUGGCUAGGGAUCAAUGGAUUCACCAUUAUUGCCGGGGUGUUUGUCUUGGCUUGUGGCUCAUACUUUUCAUGGCUAAGGGUCUCGCAACAACUCCAUACACUCAGCCAGGUCAUAGUGGGGGCUGUCUUGGGGUCCAUUUUCUCUAUCUUGUGGUUUUGGUCAUGGAAUGCAAUUGUGCUGAAAGCAUUUAUUUCAUCUCUUUGGGUUCGGGUUCUUGUUGUUCUGGGGGCUACUGGAUGUUGUGUGGCCUUUCUAUUGUAUGUAAUUAGAAACUGGCUUAUGGAUGAAGAGUAAACUUUAGAAAAGAUAAUUUAUUAAGCUUUGGUAUGAAAUUCUUUUGUUGUAUGGUAACCAUCUAACAGCUUAG
This is a messenger RNA of Nelumbo nucifera (sacred lotus), 1018 nucleotides long. Its product is annotated as lipid phosphate phosphatase epsilon 2, chloroplastic-like. Lineage: Eukaryota; Viridiplantae; Streptophyta; Magnoliopsida; Proteales; Nelumbonaceae. Gene Ontology annotation, molecular function: dolichyldiphosphatase activity. Gene Ontology annotation, cellular component: endoplasmic reticulum membrane; intracellular membrane-bounded organelle. The record is from RefSeq and is a predicted model, not a curated record. Gene Ontology annotation, biological process: protein N-linked glycosylation; lipid biosynthetic process.